Messenger RNA from Tripterygium wilfordii, 1009 nucleotides. Its product is annotated as ubiquitin domain-containing protein 1-like. The coding region runs from base 219 to 563 and encodes 114 amino acids. NCBI's taxonomy places the organism in Eukaryota, Viridiplantae, Streptophyta, Magnoliopsida, Celastrales, Celastraceae. The transcript has 4 exons. The record is from RefSeq and is a predicted model, not a curated record.
UUAGUACAGCUCACCGGAGAAAGCGCAGCGACUUCUCACCGGAAGACGAAAUACUCGCUCCGAUGCUCUCUCACGAAAUGUGCAACGCCAAAACGUCACUUCGACUUGCGUUUCAAUGAAGCUUCUCUGAGCUUUCCCUCUCUCUCUCGCUCGCUCUCAGUAUAAUUAAGUCUGUCGUUCAUUCCUUUUGAAGGCGUUUUGGAUUUUGUGAGAACAGAAUGGGCUGUGUUGAAUCGUCUCAGGCCAAAGCAGACGGGACUGUGAAGAAGAUCCGAAAGCCAAAACCAUGGAAGCAUCCUCAGCCAAUAACUAAGUCUCAGCUUAUUCAGCUGCGUGAUGAAUUUUGGGACACUGCUCCCCACUACGGUGGCAGAAAAGAGAUUUGGGAUGCUCUACGAGCUGCUGCUGAGGCUGAGCUAACCUUAGCGCAAGCAAUCGUGGACAGUGCAGACAUUAUCAUUCAAAAUGCUGAUUUAACAAUAUGCUAUGAUGAAAGAGGUGCAAAGUACGAGUUACCAAAGUAUGUUUUGAGUGAGCCAACCAACUUGAUCCGAGAUAGUUAAAAAGGAGGGAAAAUAAUGCGGGUGGAAUUUGGCACAUCAACUCAAGAUUGAACGCAAAUCGUGUAUAUUAAUUCCUUGCUAUCCUCUCUUUUUUAGAGUUGGGAAACUUUAAAACCUUUUCAUUUGCGUAUACUCGAACUUUCCCUUAUAACUUUCUGAGGUAAAACCGAGCAAACCUUCAACAUUUGUUUCAAUUUUAGUAGAUUGUGUAUAUUCUGCAGCAGAAAUCAGGGGGUUGUAAUGGUUUCCCUCCAAACUGAGAUGGAGAUGGCCUCCAUAGGCGUUCAUAUUUGGUGCAGAGAAUCGGGGAGCCUAGUUGGGUCCAAAAUUGGUGGAUUCUUGCAUUUUAUUGAGCAUGAAUAAUUUGGCAAAUGAAAUUCUGAUUCGUAUGCUGCUGAAAUCCAACAAUAUGGUACAAAUUAAAUUAAAUGCAUUUGGUUUGUGUU